AUGUCCCAAUCUAAACCCUCUAUCAUCAUUGUCCCCGGCUCGUUCAGCCUCCCGGAGUUCUAUGACGCAGUUGUUGAUGGAGUAGCAUCCAAAGGCUACGAGAUCAAGGCCAUUCGUCUCCGCAGCACCGAGGAGCUCCAACCACCCGCAACUAUGUACGACGAUGCGGCCGCGAUUGCCCAAGAAGUCGCGACACUGGUCGAGCAGGGCAAGGAGGUCAUCUUGGUGGCUCACUCGUAUGGUGGGGUGCCUGCAAGUGAGAGCAUUAAGGGACUAGCCAAGACAGAGGGCUCUGGGAAGAUCGGCGGGGUCGUGAAGCUGGCGUAUCUCACGGCGCUGGUGCCACAAUUGGGUGCUUCCGCGACGGAUGUGUUGGCUGAUUCUCCGGCCGAGAAUCGUGUCGAAUUAAAGGUCGAUGAAGAUGGAUACAUGUCUUUCGUUGAUGCCGCCGCGGCCGCUGCACUAUCCUACUCGGACCUUCCAGCUGUGGAAGGCGAAGCGUGGAUGGAGCGGUAUGCUCGACACUCGGCUGUCAGCUUCACGAAUCCAUUGACGUAUGCUGGGUAUAAGGACGUAUCUGUUGCGUACCUGCUCUGCGAGGAUGAUAAGGUGAUUCCACCUCAGGUGCAGCAGAAGGAGAUCGAGAUAAUCGAGAAAGAGACUGGUAGGGAGGUUGAUGUCACGGCGAUUCAAACGGGCCAUAUUCCUAUUGCUAGUGCACCUGAGAAGGUGGUAGACUGGAUUGCAAGCCUGGCGACCCAGCAUGAGAAGGUUGAAUAG
This is a messenger RNA of Aspergillus bombycis, 780 nucleotides long. RefSeq names its product alpha/beta hydrolase. Bases 1 to 780 code for a protein of 259 amino acids. The transcript is spliced from 2 exons. The record is from RefSeq and is a predicted model, not a curated record. NCBI's taxonomy places the organism in Eukaryota, Fungi, Ascomycota, Eurotiomycetes, Eurotiales, Aspergillaceae.